Molecule: messenger RNA, 615 nt
Organism: Aureobasidium pullulans EXF-150
Lineage: Eukaryota; Fungi; Ascomycota; Dothideomycetes; Dothideales; Saccotheciaceae
Exons: 4
Coding region: 1-615 (204 amino acids)
Biological process (GO): transcription initiation at RNA polymerase III promoter
Cellular component (GO): RNA polymerase III complex
Molecular function (GO): nucleotide binding
Source: RefSeq, a predicted model, not a curated record
AUGACGGAGGAAAUCUUGGUUUCGUCCCGCUCCUUUGGGGCUGCCGCUGUCGUUCUCCCCACCUGUACCGAAGGCGAUUUUAUCGCCGACGAGGCUCGUCUUGACAAACUUGAGGACGACGUCGAGGUCAUAUCACUCAACAUGAAGAUCCUGGAUGCCGGUACCGAAGUGCUCGACGACUAUGAUGUCCUGAAAUUCAUUCGCGACAAGCGCGCGCAAAUCAAGGAGGAGAAGGAACAGUCCAAGCAAGAGAAGAGACCCAACUCAUACAGGCCGGCCAAUCUCAUGAAGUCACUACAAAAGCAUGAAGAGCAUCUCGCCGACAAAGACCGACCUUUCCUGGACAACCCUCACUACGACAACAACUCACAGUAUCUGAACAAGCUGAUGCAGACACUGGGCCCGAGAGUACAACUCACAAAGUCCGAAUACCUGACCAUCGCCAAUCAACGACCCUUCAGACGCUCCCACAUUGCUGCUAUGAUUGAGGAUGCCGACACUCGCUUCACAAUGGAAGAACAGAACUUCAUCAGAGAUGCUGUGACCGACAUCUUGGGCAUUCCGGAAAAAGAGGAGCAGAACUUGGACUACACUCCCGUCGAAGUCAAGGGUUGA